AUGUCUUUCUCGUUCGGAACCGCCCCGGCUGGCGGCACGGCACAGCCGGCCGCGAGCACUGGCUUUGGCAGCACCGCCUUCGGGGCCGCCGCGCCGAGCGCCUCCAGCGGCACGUCCUUCGGCUCGACGGUGGCCCCGGCCGCUGGUGGCACCUCCUUCGGCAGCACCUCCUUCACCAAUCCCCCGACCUCCGGGUCGACCGGGCUCGGGGGCGCUGCCCCGGCGGCCGGGUCCUCCGGCUUCGGCGGGUUUGGCGGUUUCGGCGCGGCCGCCCCGGCGGCCGGGUCGAGCUCUGGCUUUGGGGGCUUCGGCGCCAGUGCCCCGGCCACCGGCUCGACCUCGGGCUUCGGUGCCUCGACCUCGGGCUUCGGUGCCUCCACUUCGGGCUUCGGGGCCUCCACUUCGGGCUUCGGGGCCUCCACUUCGGGCUUCGGGGCCUCCGGCUCGGGCUUCGGGGCCUCCGGCUCGGGCUUCGGGGCCUCCGGCUCGGGCUUCGGGGCCUCCGGCUCGGGCUUCGGGGCCUCUGGCUCGGGCUUCGGGGCCUCUACCUCCGGGUUCGGCGGUACCACGGGCUGGGGCCAGGCCCCGGCCAAGACCCCGGCGCAGCUGGCCCAGGAGCAGCAGCAGCAGAAUCUCAUGCGCAUCCACAUGCAGCAGCUGGAGCAGAUGAAGUACCUGGCGAAUCUGCCCAAGAGUGCUCGAUUCUCGGACCUGACAACCGAUCAGAAGCAGAUUCUCCUGUCGCUGUACGAGACCACCAAGAAGGUCCGGCAGACGCUGGACGAGCUGUCGACGUCGGCCUCGUCAACCAUCUCCUGCGGGUCGCUGGAUUACCAGACGCAGUCGGUCCUGGAGCGGACCGAUGCUCUGGAGGUGCGCCACGAUGCGGUGCGUGGCCUGCUCAAGCGCAAUGCCUGGCUGGUGGACGGGGCGCGCGAUGCCACGGCCAAGCUGCACCGGGACUUGGAGAAGGCCCAGCGCCUGCUGGAGCGCCUCGGUGGGGAGGCCAUCACCAAGCGCAACCAUCAGGGCGCGCCGGCCGGGACUUCCGGGGUCGGCCGGUCGUCCGGCGAUGCGGCCGCCGAGCAACACUUCUUUUCUCUGGACUCGCGCACCACCCCGGCGCUGAUGACCUUCUUCGAGAACCUGGUCGGGCAGCUGGAGGACCGGAUGCUGGCCAUCCGCCAGGACAUCGCCACCUAUGAGACCACGGUUUCCUCGCUGGACAGCUCCAUGUAUGCGUCGAUGGCUGACGUCAAGGACAUCAUCAAGGCCCAGAACGAGUCGAUGAUCGCCGUGGCCGAGCGCCUUGCCGCGGCGCACAGCGCGGUCGAGGUUGCCCGCGACGCAUACCUGCGUCUCCGCCGGCUGCAUCUGAACGACACGCACGAUCCAUUUGCCGCGGCCCGGCGGAGGAAGCGCGAGUUCGAGUCGGCCGGGCCCAAUGUCGGCCUGUCGAUCUGA
This is a messenger RNA of Fonticula alba, 1464 nucleotides long. RefSeq lists its product as hypothetical. The record is from RefSeq and is a predicted model, not a curated record. Gene Ontology annotation, molecular function: structural constituent of nuclear pore. Gene Ontology annotation, biological process: nucleocytoplasmic transport. Lineage: Eukaryota; Rotosphaerida; Fonticulaceae. The coding region runs from base 1 to 1464 and encodes 487 amino acids. The transcript is spliced from 3 exons. Gene Ontology annotation, cellular component: nuclear pore.